Molecule: messenger RNA, 1199 nt
Organism: Aspergillus steynii IBT 23096
Lineage: Eukaryota; Fungi; Ascomycota; Eurotiomycetes; Eurotiales; Aspergillaceae
Exons: 4
Coding region: 244-921 (225 amino acids)
Cellular component (GO): cytoplasm; nucleus
Source: RefSeq, a predicted model, not a curated record
AGGAAAUCGCUGGUGAUGGCCAUGGUGGUGAUAGUCCCUAUGAUAGUCCCUAUGAUAGUCCAUAUGAGGGAGGGAAGUUCGGGGCUUUAUCAUUUCACCUUGCGAUCCGCUUGUCAGUCCUCCUUGCUCGCUCGGAUAAUGCCACAUCCAGAGAGACCAUUCGAACGCACCUUCACUACUGCAGACCCCGGUCAGGGUCACACCAGCGGAGCCUUGUCGGGCUCAUCCGGGUUCCAAUUAUAAAUGGGACGCAACCCUCCCUUCGAGCAGACGCAGGGCACCGCAAUGCAUUUUCUUUGUCUACACGGGGUUGGGUCGAACAGCCAGAUCCUUGAAGCGCAAACCGCUGCCCUCCGAUAUGAGCUGGGAGACGGCCACACGUACGACUAUGCCGAGGGAACUGUCCCAUGUCCUGUAGACCCCGGUCUGGCGACGUAUUUCCCCACCGACGACGACUGUUUCGCGUACUUUGACCCCUCGCGACCGGAGUCCUUCGCGACGGCGUUGCACCACUUGGCCGAGUUCCUCGAGCACGAAGGGCCCUUCGACGGAAUCCUGGCCUUUUCCCAGGGCGCCCAGGUGGCCGCCGCCCUGCUGGCUCGACUCCAGGCGCACUACCCCGUGCGGUGCGCGAUCUUCCUCUCGGCCGCCACCCCCGACGGCGCCCCCAUCCUGGGCCCACCGACCAACGAUGCCGGGGUUGAGGUUCCAUUGCAGCUCCCCACCGCGCACGUCUGGGGUGAGGCCGAUCGCCACUCGGACACUAGUCGCAUGCUAAGCACGCUGUGUCGGCCGGAGUGGUGCUCCCCGUUUGUGCAUUCCGGAGGACACGCGGUGCCGGGGGGACGAGAGAGAGGCUCUUUGAAAGGGGCCGUGAAUGCGAUCCGCAGGACGGUGGACUUUGCGGAGGGACUGCAGUAAUGCAUUUCCCUUCUUUCUUUAGUUUGUGUUCUUGUUGUUUUCUCUGUGGCGCAAACCGAUCGACAUGGCGCCAACGCCUAGCAUCAUAGUCCAAUCCUCGUCCACCUGCCCAGACUGAUGGCUGUAAGCGGAGCAAUGUCUUCUCUGUAUAAGAAACCAAUUUAGUUCUUGUGCUACAUGCUGCAGACCCCGGCGUCAUCCUUGCCAGUUGGUCUCAUGUCGUACAGUACUGUGUUUCGGCCGUGCCUCGCUAGCCUAUUACAUCGGGAUACAGGACC